CGGUCCCGCGCCCCUCGGCGUCCGCGCGCCCCGCGCCCGGCGGACGAGGCCGCGCCGGCCGCGCUGGGCGCGAUGGGGGCGGCGGAACCUCUGCAGUCGGUGCUCUGGGUGAAACAGCAACGCUGUGCGGUCAGCCUGGAGCCCGCUCGGGCUCUGCUACGCUGGUGGCGGAGUCCGGAACCCGGGCCCUGCGCGCCCGAUGCCGAUGCCUUCUCCGUGCCAGUGUCCGAGAUCAUCGCUGUCGAGGAAACAGACGUCCAUGAGAAACAGUCCUCCAGUGGCCGGUGGCAGAAAAUGGAAAAUCCGUUCGCAUUCACAGUGCACUGUGUGAAGCGAGCACGACAUCACCGCUGGAAGUGGGCACAGGUGACUUUCUGGAGUGCCGACGAGCAACUGUGUCACCUGUGGCUGCAGACCCUUCGUGAGCUGCUGGAGAGCCUGACUUCAAGACCAAAGCACUUGCUGGUAUUUAUCAACCCUUUCGGAGGGAAAGGCCAAGGCAAGCGCAUCUAUGAAAAAAAAGUGGCUCCUCUCUUCACCUUGGCUUCCAUCACCACCGAAAUCAUCAUCACUGAGCACGCCAAUCAAGCCAAGGAGACUUUAUAUGAGAUCAGCACAGACAGCUAUGAUGGCAUCGUGUGUGUCGGCGGGGAUGGCAUGUUCAGCGAGGUGCUGCAUGGGGUAAUUGGAAGGACACAGCAGAGCGCUGGCAUUGACCCCAAUCACCCCAGAGCUGUGCUGGUGCCUAGUACCCUCAGGAUCGGCAUCAUCCCUGCAGGGUCCACAGAUUGCGUGUGUUAUUCAACAGUGGGCACAAACGACGCAGAGACGUCAGCACUACACAUCAUUGUUGGGGACUCACUGGCCAUAGAUGUGUCCUCCGUGCACCACAACAGCACACUGCUGCGGUACUCGGUGUCUCUGCUGGGCUACGGUUUCUACGGGGACUUAAUCAAGGACAGUGAAAAGAAACGGUGGAUGGGCCUCGUCAGAUACGAUUUCUCAGGGUUGAAGACCUUUCUCUCUCAUCAGUACUAUGAAGGGACAGUGUCCUUCCUCCCAGCACAGCACACUGUGGGAUCCCCACGCGACAAGAAACCCUGCAGGGCUGGGUGCUUCGUGUGCAGGCAAAGCAAGCAGCAGCUGGAAGAUGAACAGAAGAAGUCCCUGUACGGCCUGGAGAACGCUGAAGAAGUGGAAGAGUGGCAGGUGGUGUGUGGGAAGUUCCUGGCUAUCAAUGCCACCAAUAUGUCUUGCGCUUGUCCCCGGAGCCCCGGGGGCCUGUCACCGGCUGCCCACCUGGGAGAUGGGUCUUCCGACCUCAUCCUCAUCCGGAAGUGCUCCAGGUUCAACUUCCUGAGAUUCCUCGUCCGGCACACCAACCAAGACGACCAGUUUGACUUCACUUUUGUUGAAGUGUACAGAGUCAAGAAAUUCCAGUUCAUAUCAAAGCAUGUGGAAGACGAGGACAGUGACCUGAAGGAACAAGGCAAGCAGCGGUUUGGGCAGAUCUGCAAGGACAGCCCCAGGUGCAGCUGCUCGGCCUCCAGAAGCUCCUGGAACUGUGAUGGAGAGAUCCUACACAGCCCCGCCAUUGAGGUCAGGGUCCACUGCCAGCUGGUGCGCCUCUUUGCCCGGGGAAUUGAAAAGUCCUAAGCAAGAAUCCCAAAGUCGAGCAGCCGUCUACCUUGAGCUUGGGGAGCGUGAAGAUCACUUAAGAAAAAUUUGACAGACCAAUUAUGUUGAUAUAUCCACUUGAAUUUAGAAAUUUAUUUUUGAUAGGUAAAUCUUGGUUUUAGAAAAGACAGCUUUGUCAAACAAUUCCGUAUCCAUACCUGGCACCCUUGGUUCUCUGUGCACUGGAGUCGCUUUUCACCUAACUUGUUCACAGCAAAUGGCUCUUGCUGGUUUGGGGCAUUGGCUUCCUAGAUUUUAGCCAUACUGACCAUGCAAAUUCCAAGACGGCCUUUUAGAGGCCAUACUGCAAUAAUUUUAGGGACAUUAUGAGUCCUUCCCAGGAAUCAGGAUAUAACAUCUGGACACACGGGUAAUGACCCAUCACUCUGAUCCCUUUAUGAGACUUUCUCUGGAGUUGUUUGUGACCAGGUUCGGGAAAGUUAAAUGGCUCGCUUUGCCUUCAUUUUGCACCCACCUUCAUUUAUGAUCAGGAUGUUGCUAUGUGGCCCUUGCUGUACGCCACAACCGUGACUCAGUGAGGGUGCUCCGCACAGAUGUGCCUACAGAGCCGGGCCAUGCCACUUCGAGAAGACACCCAGGGUGACGGCUCAUCCUCAGGACUCCCCCUCAUCCGCUGCCAUCAUAGCUGCAUCCCGUGAGACAAUCCAGCGAAGGACCCACUGGAGGUUUCAUUCCAUCAACCCUGGUAGCCUGUGCACUCCGGCCUGGGCUGUCUGUGAAGCACUAGCCAAAAGGAGGC
Molecule: messenger RNA, 2437 nt
Organism: Acomys russatus (golden spiny mouse)
Lineage: Eukaryota; Metazoa; Chordata; Mammalia; Rodentia; Muridae
Gene: Cerk
Product: ceramide kinase
Exons: 13
Molecular function (GO): kinase activity
Source: RefSeq, a predicted model, not a curated record